CAAGUGGCGCAACCUGCGCAACAGGCUCAGCCCCUCCUUCACGUCGGGCAAGCUCAAGCUCAUGUUCCCCCUCAUGCGGGACAUUGGCGCCGAGCUCAACGCCCAGGUCGCCGUCGAGGCCAAGAAGACGGACACCCACGAGGUGGAGAUCAGCGCGCUGCUCUCUCGCUUCGCCACCGACGUCAUCGGGUCGGUCGCGUUCGGCAUCCAGUGCAACUGUCUUCGAGACCAACACAACGAAUUCCACGAAAUGUCCAAAAAGAUGUUCAGAACGUCGACCAUCCAGUUCCUCCGUUUCAUCCUGGAAGGAAUUCACCCCAAAUUGAGCAAACUCCUUCCCAUGAAGUGGAUCUUCUCCAACGUACAUCGCUUCUUUGUCGACUUGAUGAAGGAAACUGUCGAGUACCGCGAGAAGAACAACGUGGAGCGCAACGACUUCGUGCAGCUCAUGAUGCAGUUGCGAAAUGCCGACCUGUACAACGCGGAUCCGGAGAACCACAUGCAGCUAACCCCCGGCGUGAUGGCGGCGCAGGGCUUCAUCUUCUUCAUCGCCGGCCUCGACAACAUCUCCAAUACGAUCUCCUUCGCGAUGAGCAAGCUGUCUACCAACCCGGAGCUGCAGCAGAAGCUGGCCGACGAGGUGCGCGACGUGCUGCGCCAGCACGACGGCGAGCUGUCUUACGCCGCCCUCAAGCAGAUGGACCUGCUGGACCGCGUCGUUCAAGAGGCGUUGCGACUGUGGAACCCUAUCGGCAUGCUCAUGCGGAAGUGCAACGCCACUACUCAGGUGGGCGACGUCCUCAUCGAGAAGGGGCAGAUGGUCUUCAUCUUGUCGCAGAUGACGGCCCUAGACGAGAACCAGUUCCCGGAGCCGCAGCGCUUCGACCCGGACCGCCACACGCGCGAGGCCAAGGACGCGAGGCACCCAUACGCCUUCCUGCCCUUCGGCGAGGGCCCCAGGAACUGCAUCGCCGAGCGCUUCGCGCUGCUGGAGAUGAAGCUCGCCGUCGCCCUGCUCAUCCGAGACUUCGUUUUUAGUCCUGGCUCCAAAUAUGAGGCUAAUGUUGAACUCGACGAAAAGGCGUUUUUCCCAAGGCCGAAGAACGGUUUCCACCUCCAAGUCGCUGCCCGCGUCGCAUAAAAUGAUUGCAGUAUCUUUUCUUUUUUUUUUUGUAAUUGAUAAGAUAGGUAUGAGUCGGUGGCUUGACGUAUUUUUAUACGGAUGUCGUAUAUUGUGAACGAUAAGCUAGUGUGUUUGUCGAUUUGAGCAUUGUGUAUGAUUUCUGUAUGUGUAAAAAGUAAAAUCUUAAAAUGAUAUUUAUUGAUGAAAGGACUCACGAUACACUUCACAGAUCAGACCAAAGGUUUGCCUCUACUAUUUUUAUACCGUAAAUGUAUUAAUCUUGUUAUUUUAUACUUUGUGUGCGUUUUAUUAUGUGU
This is a messenger RNA of Frankliniella occidentalis (western flower thrips), 1440 nucleotides long. RefSeq names its product probable cytochrome P450 6a14. The record is from RefSeq and is a predicted model, not a curated record. Gene Ontology annotation, molecular function: iron ion binding; oxidoreductase activity, acting on paired donors, with incorporation or reduction of molecular oxygen; monooxygenase activity. Lineage: Eukaryota; Metazoa; Arthropoda; Insecta; Thysanoptera; Thripidae.